AUGUCGGCUCAUUUGUUGAGCCAUAAUACAAUUAAGUCAAUAAUGCAUAUGCCUUCAAUUUCAACCUUAAAAAGUUAUAUGAACGUUAAUGAAGCAAAAACUGGAUGGCAUGAUGAAAUUGGAGAACAGUUUUUAUAUCUCUAUAAAAUUUGUGGUCAUGAAUGUAUAGGAUUUUUUCACAUGACUUUUUUAAAAUACAAAAAGGUCUAG
This is a messenger RNA of Entrophospora sp. SA101, 210 nucleotides long. Lineage: Eukaryota; Fungi; Glomeromycota; Glomeromycetes; Entrophosporales; Entrophosporaceae. The record is from the annotation of a GenBank genome assembly.